Molecule: messenger RNA, 2888 nt
Organism: Camelus dromedarius (Arabian camel)
Lineage: Eukaryota; Metazoa; Chordata; Mammalia; Artiodactyla; Camelidae
Gene: PRMT9
Product: protein arginine methyltransferase 9
Exons: 12
Coding region: 179-2719 (846 amino acids)
Biological process (GO): peptidyl-arginine methylation
Molecular function (GO): protein-arginine N-methyltransferase activity; protein binding
Source: RefSeq, a predicted model, not a curated record
CUUCUGCCUCGCGGAGGUGGGCACGCUCGCCGCGGCAGAGAGAUUACUUCCCUGUACCCGUCCUUGCGCUCCAGUUAGUCUCACGAAAGUGUAGGCAUCCAGGCAGUUGGCUCGUUCCGAUUACCGAAGCACCCUCCCUUCGGUGAUAGGAGCGCAGGUUUUGGGCGGUGACUCGGCCAUGCCGAACUCGCGAUCCAGGCCCCGCCAGGGCGCUGGGAGUGGUUCGGGGGCAGCCGGGCGAGACGAGCUGGUGUCGCGGUCCUUGCAGAGCGCAGAGCACUGCCUGGGCGCCCAGGACUUCGGCACCGCCUAUGCCCACUACCUGCUCGUGCUCAGCCUGGCGCCGGAGCUGAAAGACGAUGUGAAGGAAACUUUUCAGUACACGCUAUUCAGAUGGGCUGAAGAACUUGAUGCUCUCAGUCGAACACAAGACUUACUUGGUUGCUAUGAGCAAGCCUUGGAGCUGUUUCCUGAUGACGAAGUGAUUUGCAAUAGUAUGGGGGAGCAUCUCUUCAGGAUGGGCUUUAGGGAUGAAGCAGCUGGGUAUUUUCGUAAAGCGGUGAAGUUAAACCCUGAUUUCAGUGAUGCAAAGGAGAAUUUUUAUCGCGUUGCAAACUGGUUGGUGGAACGCUGGCACUUCAUCAUGCUUAAUGACACCAAAAGGAAUACGAUUUAUAACGCAGCAAUCCAAAAGGCGGUUUGUUUGGGGUCCAAAAGUGUUUUGGACAUUGGAGCAGGAACUGGAAUACUAAGCAUGUUUGCUAAAAAAGCUGGAGCGCACUCGGUGUAUGCCUGUGAGUUAUCCAAGACCAUGUAUGAACUUGCCUGUGAUGUCGUGGUAGCAAACAAGAUGGAAGCAGGGAUCAAACUCUUACACAUGAAGUCACUUGACAUAGAAAUCCCAAAACACAUUCCUGAAAGAGUGUCCCUAGUUGUAACAGAAACUGUCGAUGCAGGUUUAUUUGGAGAAGGAAUUGUGGAGAGUUUGAUUCAUGCAUGGGAGCAUUUACUUUUGCAGCCAAAGACCAAAGGUGAAAAUGGUAAUUGUGAAAAAUAUGGGAAAGUUAUACCGGCAAGCGCUGUCAUAUUUGGGAUGGCAGUAGAAUGUGCAGAGAUAAGAAGACAUCAUAGGGUGGGUGUUAAGGAUGUUGCUGGGAUCUGUUUGCCAACAAAUGUGAAAUUUCAGAGUCCAGCUUGUUCUUCUGUAGAUGCCGAAGAAACAAUUGAACCAUAUACAACCGAAAAGAUGAGUCGAGUUCCUGGGGGAUAUUUAGCUUUGACAGAGUGCUUUGAAAUUAUGACAGUAGACUUCAACAAUCUUCAGGAAUUAAAAAGUCUUGCAACUAGAAAACCUGAUAAAAUCAGUACUCCUGCUAUUAAAGAAGGCGUGCUAGAUGCUGUUGUGGUUUGGUUUGUGCUCCAGCUGGAUGAGGAACACAGUUUAUCCACAAGUCCUAGUGAGGAAACAUGCUGGGAACAGGCUGUCUACCCCAUACAAGAUCUUGCAGACUACUGGAUAAAGCCUGGGGACCAGGUGAUGAUGGAAGUGUCUUGUCAAGAUUGUUACUUAAGAAUCCAGGGUAUCAGUGUCUUCAAUUCUGAACACGAAAUGGAUGUUGGGAAAAGUUUCACCAAGAAUGAAGACUUGCUCUGUGUAGGAAACGAGGCUGAACUCUGUAGUGCCCUGGCUAACCUUCAGACCAGUAAACCGGAUGCUGGGGAGCAGACAUGUGUGUUGGAAUCCACAGAAAUCGCUUUGCUUAAUAACGCCCCGUAUCACGAAGGCUUUAAAAUGGCAAUGAGGAAAGUGCUGUCUUCGCUGACUCCGGAGAAAGUGGGUCAGGCCAUGGACGCUCAGUGUCAGAGGAAGGGGAUGAGCUGUGGCAGUGGACAGAGUGGCUCAGAACAGAGCGUCCCUGAACCUUUCUAUGUGUUGGACGUGUCGGAGGGCUUCUCCAUUCUGCCUGUGAUGGCCGGCAUGCUUGGGCAGGUCAGGCCUUACAGCUCUGUGGAGAAGGAGCAGCACCGCACCGCCCUGGACCUCAUAUCUGACGCCAGUCACUUUCCUAGAGAAACACUUGAGUUUUGGCUGAGACACGUGGAAGAUGAGUCUGCGGUGUUGCAAAGGCCAAAGUCAGACAAGUUGUGGAGCAUAAUUAUAUUGGAUGUCAUCGAGCCGUCUGGGCUCAUUCAGCAGGAGAUAAUGGAGAAAGCUGCAAUAUCCAGGUGUUUGUUGCAGUCUGGGGGCAAGAUCUUUCCCCAGUACGUGCUGAUGUUUGGGCUGCUUGUGGAAUCACAGACGCUGGUGGAGGAGAGUGCUGUGCAAGGAACGGAACGGACUCUUGGAUUAAAUAUAGCGCCUUUCAUUAACCAGUUUCAGGUCCCUAUACGUGUAUUUCUGGACCUGUCCUCACUGCCCUGUGUACCUUUAAGUGAGCCAGUGGAACUGCUAAGACUAGACCUAAUGACGCCGUAUUUGAACACCGCUAACAGAGAAGUAAAGGUACGCAUUUGUAAAUCUGGACAAGUGACUGCCAUUCCAUUUUGGUAUCAUCUGUACCUUGAUGAUGAGAUUAGGUUGGAUACUUCGAGUGAAGCCUCCCACUGGAAACAAGCUGCAGUUGUUUUAGACAACCCCAUCCAGGUGGAAAUGGGAGAUGAACUUGUACUCAACGUCCAGCACCACAAAAGCAAUGUCAGCAUCACAGUGAAGCAAUGAAGAGCAGUUUUCCAAUGAAAAAAUGUGGAAAUAGAGCAGCAAGUUCACAAUUCUUCUAGUCUGAAUGAGUCGUGGGAUUGUAAUCAUAAAAUGGAGUUAUGAAGAUUUAAUUCCUUGUAAUGGUCGAAUGUUUUUUAAAAUGGACAUUAAUAAAGUGUAUUUAAAAGAU